Messenger RNA from Venturia canescens, 3097 nucleotides. Its product is annotated as Polypeptide N-Acetylgalactosaminyltransferase 3. Gene Ontology annotation, cellular component: Golgi apparatus. Gene Ontology annotation, molecular function: polypeptide N-acetylgalactosaminyltransferase activity. The coding region runs from base 829 to 2649 and encodes 606 amino acids. The transcript is spliced from 10 exons. The record is from RefSeq and is a predicted model, not a curated record. NCBI's taxonomy places the organism in Eukaryota, Metazoa, Arthropoda, Insecta, Hymenoptera, Ichneumonidae. Gene Ontology annotation, biological process: protein O-linked glycosylation.
AGCCAUAGCAGUGCGUGCAUCGAGCGCGGAGUGAGAUCGUCGAGUGUCAAAAAAGUGCUUAAAAAUCGAGUGUAAUAACGGUUUUAAUAGAGAGAAUAAAUAAAUGGUCGCACGUAGAUGGACAAUAGAAAAAGAGACUUUUCAGGCUGCUCGUUGGUUGCCAAUAAUAUGAGGCAACACCUCGAGGUUGUGAAACGUCGAGCGGAUGUGAGCGGGAUUUUGUGGUGAGAGACAACGCUGAAGAGCAAUGCUCCAGCCGCGUUUGAAACCGCGAUCGUUCGUACGUGAAUAAGAGACAAAGGAACAUUUUCGUGUUGUUUUAGCAUCGAAGAAAUUGGUUUACUCGAAAUGUGGAUAAACUAAAAUGUGAUAAUGCCCGGAGACAGUUUAGCAUUCGUUGUUUAAAAAUCGUUGUUUUGAUUCCUGGAUUAAAUCAGGACAAAAAAGAUUGAUCGCGAUAUCACCGAAUUUCAUCAAUAUAAGGCGGCAUAAAACGAUCGAUAAAUUUGAGACGAAAUGAGGGUUUUUGGGUCAAGAGAAUUCAUCCUUCCUUGUUUACUCACUUUAAUCUCCUCGUCGUCUGACAGUAUUACACUAAUUAUGACUCAAUGAUGACCUGACCCGAUCACCCAGACGCGAGCAGAGGCGCGAAUGAUAACGAGAAAGAAUUUGAAUCAAAACUCGUAAUCGGAGACUGAAAUUUUCGUCAGUUCUAACGGAUUUUCGGGGAAGAAAGAGCUCUUACGAAAUAACGCUCUUCGUUGCCUCCAUGUCUCGGAUUUAUUGUGAUUAAUAAAUUUAACACUUAAUCUUCAUCAUUCGGAUAAAAUGUGGCCACGAUUCGCCAAGAUCUAUCGAUCAUGGCUCGUCUAUAUUCUCGUUGCUACGAUUCUUUGCAUCCUCUUCAUGUGGUCAAGAAACAAACAAAAUGAUAAUGAUUUUGGCGACGAUUACGUCUCACUUAGGCUUCUGGGAGAUCAGAAAGAUUACAUCGAUCGUCGAGGAAUUCACGUUGUCGUUGGCCAUUACAUAGGGGACUCUGUCGAUCCUCUCAAAACUCCAAAUGUUACAAAAGAUAUAAUUAAUAAAAACAUGUUCGAACCAAAACCACGCGAAGGGAGAAAUGGCGAGCCAGUGAUAAUACCAUCCAAGGAUUUUCACGUGAUGCAACAACUCUUUCAAAUUAAUAGAUUCAAUCUGAUGGCGAGUGAUCGAAUUCCACUGAACAGAACAUUGCCUGAUGUCAGGAAGAAAAAGUGCAUCUCAAGAUACUCGAAGAUAUCGGGACUACCGAAAACUUCGAUAAUCAUAGUAUUUCAUAACGAGGCGUGGAGCACGUUACUGAGAACCGUCCAAAGCGUUAUCGAUCGUUCGCCUCGCGAAUUAUUGGUGGAAAUAAUUCUUGUGGAUGACAACAGUGAUCGAGACUUUUUGAAAAGGCCUCUGGACGAAUACGUCGAAAAAUUAAAUGUUCCGACCCGUGUUUUGCGCUCGGACAAACGAGUCGGUUUGGUAAACGCUCGUUUAAUUGGUGCCAAAGAAGCGAUAGGUCAGGUUCUCACGUUUCUCGAUGCUCACUGCGAAUGCACGGUUGGCUGGCUGGUACCCCUUUUGGAAGCUAUUUCGAUCGAUAGAACCAGAGUCGUUUCUCCUGUUAUUGACAUUAUUAAUGACGACACUUUUGGAUACACGAGAUCGUUCGAGCUUCACUGGGGCGCGUUCAACUGGGAUUUGCAUUUCCGCUGGUUAACCCUGAACGGUCCAUUGUUACGAGAGCGGCGUGAAAACAUCGUAGAUCCGUUCAAGACCCCAGCGAUGGCAGGGGGCCUCUUCUCAAUGGACAAGGAAUACUUUUUCGAGCUUGGAAGUUACGACGAUCGUAUGCAGAUUUGGGGAGGAGAAAAUCUCGAGCUGUCUUUUCGGGUUUGGCAAUGUGGCGGAAGUGUUGAAAUCGCUCCUUGCUCUCACGUCGGUCAUUUAUUUCGCAAAUCGUCGCCUUACACUUUUCCUGGUGGAGUCGGCGAUAUUUUGUAUGGGAAUUUGGCUCGCGUCGCUCUCGUCUGGAUGGACGAUUGGGCGGAAUUUUACUUCAAAUUCAAUCCAGAGGCUGCGAGACUUCGAGACAAACAACAAGUCCGUAACCGUUUGGAGCUCCGAAAAAAACUCGGUUGCAAAAGUUUUGAAUGGUACCUGGACACCGUUUGGCCCGAACAUUUCUUCCCGAAGGAUGAUCGUUUUUUUGGAAGGAUUGUUCACGUACCGACGAUGAAAUGUCUGAUGAAACCCUUGGCUAAGGGAAUGUACGCCCAGCCUUCAGGAUACGCGAUUUACGAGCCGUGCGUUAAAUCACCGACGCUCAGUCAAAUGUUCGUAAUGGGAACGAACGGUGUUGUAAUGACCGACGAGAGCGUGUGUCUCGACGCACCGGAGCGUGACACGCGUCAUGAGAAACCAAAAGUUAAAAUAAUGGCCUGCAGUGGUCUCCAUCGUCAAAAAUGGCGUUACGACAAAGACACCCGAGCUUUCGUUCACGUGAGUUCAGGAAUGUGUCUCCACGUGUCACCGGACUCCGACGAGGGCCCCGUAAUUGCAGCCUGCAACGGAAAUACCGAGCAGCAGUGGAUCAUGGAAAGCGUAUCUUGGAAAUGAUGAUCUCCACAUUUUUUCUCACAAACUAUAAUAAAGUGUACAUAAUGAUGACGAUUUCUGUUCCAUUGUACUUAAAUCAUGUUUUUUUUGUCGUAUAAAAGAUCAUUUACAUUAAACGAGAUCUCAAUUACCAGUGAUCUUACUCGAGUAAAAAAUUGAUAAUUUAUUCCACAAAUUGGAAUGAUUUUUGUUGACCAAACUGAUCUGUUGUUUUGAUAAGACUUUGGAAUGGUACAGAAAUCUCUUUUGAGACAGUGUUGAGACUCGUCACUUUUGACGUCGCAACAGUUUUCAAGCUCGUCUGGCUUUUUUUGCUCCAAGUAAACGUAGGUAAGGAACGACUGUGUGGUUUACCUGGAUGGUGAAAGUUUGAUGGCGAAUGAAGUAAUUUUGGAGGUUUAAUGAAUUUCGUAAAAUGCCAAUAAAUUUUGCAGAACGUUGAGAAUAA